AUGUUGACCAAGGCUCGCGAGAACAUCAUCACUGCUCUAUGCGUUGCCCUCAAUGCCUUGUCCACCGUCGGCUUGGUCUUUCUUAGCAAGAUUGUUUUCUCCGAUGAGCAGCUCAAGCAUUGUCAAGUCGGCUUCGUAAUAUGGCACUUCAUCGUCACUUCGCUGGUUCUCUAUGUCUCUUCAACCCGCUUGUUUCGUCUUUUCAACCCUAUCCGGCUCUCGGUACGCGCUAUGCUGCCCAUCUGUCUAUUCUUCGCCGGCUACGUUAUUCUUGGUAACCUGAGUCUGGCGAACAACUCCAUCGGCACCUAUCAGCUCGCCAAGAUCAUGACCACUCCCUCCGUGGUCAUUAUUAAUUUCAUCCUUUUCCGCAAGACUAUCGACCGUUAUCGCGUCGGCGCCAUCAUCGCCGUGUGCAUUGGCGUCAGUCUCACCAUCACAGAAGAAGCGCGCAGUAACCUCGUCGGUAUUAUAUUCGCCACAGCCGCCUUCAUCAUCACCGCAUUUUACCAGAUAUGGAUUGGAAAGAAGAUCACCGACCUCGAUGUGUCCGCCCCUCAGCUGCUGAUGAAUCAAGCACCGCUGGCUGUACUUCUGUUGAUUCCUUUUGUUCCAUUCUUCGACACAAUGCCCAACCUCUCGCAAGCCUCUUCUAAUGCUCUCUGGGCAGUCUUCGGCUCCGGUGUCAUGGCCAGUAUGAUCAACCUGUCGCAAUUUCUGAUCAUCAGCCGGACCUCUGCACUGACGUUUAACAUUGUUGGACACGUCAAGACUAUUCUUAUCCUCGGUCUGGGCUGGUACACGGAGAAGGCGAUGCCGUCCGAGCAGGAAAUCAUCGGCAUCGUCCUUGCCCUCUGGGGUGGAUAUGCCUAUUCUCACUUUUCCAUGAAUGCCCGGUGA
Pseudovirgaria hyperparasitica is the source of this 900-nucleotide messenger RNA. Its product is annotated as TPT-domain-containing protein. The record is from RefSeq and is a predicted model, not a curated record. Gene Ontology annotation, molecular function: antiporter activity. Gene Ontology annotation, cellular component: Golgi apparatus. The coding region runs from base 1 to 900 and encodes 299 amino acids. NCBI's taxonomy places the organism in Eukaryota, Fungi, Ascomycota, Dothideomycetes, Acrospermales, Acrospermaceae. The transcript is spliced from 3 exons.